Molecule: messenger RNA, 3844 nt
Organism: Bombina bombina (fire-bellied toad)
Lineage: Eukaryota; Metazoa; Chordata; Amphibia; Anura; Bombinatoridae
Gene: NOXA1
Product: NADPH oxidase activator 1
Exons: 17
Coding region: 352-2106 (584 amino acids)
Biological process (GO): superoxide anion generation
Molecular function (GO): protein binding; superoxide-generating NADPH oxidase activator activity
Source: RefSeq, a predicted model, not a curated record
UGUAGCAGGCUCAUUUCACACACAGACGUGCACAAUAUCAGGAACUAUUGGGAUAAAUACUGUCCUUGUCCUUCUCACCCAGGUGAUUGUAUAGUCCCUGUGAUGCAACCGUGGAGUGUAAAAUACACUGUAAUUAAACACACAGCAAGAACAAAGGAAUGAGAGGGAGGGGCAUACAUACACAAAACUGAAGCUUCCUGGUUUAUUCAGAACUCUAGACAGGUGCUGUAUGUCACCUGGGCAAGAGCUUUUAAUGACAAACCUACAGAAGAAAGGCUCACAUUCAUUUCAGGUUACAGGUGGGGAGGGCUGUGUAUUUCAGCUCAUUGUCAGUCUGGUAUUGGACACAAAAUGCCCUACAAGGAUCUAAUAAAAUGCUGGCAUGAAGGUGUUUUAGCUGCAGAGAAGAAAGACUUUGAUUUAGCCUUGAAGAUUUUCACAGGAAUAAAUGAUCUACCUUCAAAGCUUUGGUUCAACAUUGGCUGUAUUCACCUCCUGAAGGGGGAGCUACUUCAAGCACUAGCGGCCUAUGACGAAUCAGUUACCAAGGAUUCGCGUUUGGCUGUUGGGUAUUUCCAGAGAGGUUACGUCAAUUUCAAGCUUGAGAGGUAUGAAAAAGCGUUGAGUGACUGCCAUUUGGCGCUGGCAAAUCUGAGGAACAACAGUGUUAUAGACUAUAAACAGCUUGGACUGAGGUAUCAGCUGUACGCCUGGGAGGUGCUGUAUAACUCGGCAGCAAUCUUAUCUCACCUUGGACGAUGGGAAAGCGUAUCUAUAAAGCUUAAGGAAGCUCUAUUUUGGUUGCCAACUGAGACCAGAAAUGAGAAAAUAAUGACAGCUUUGGAUCUGGUAGAGAAACAGCAGGUACUGAUGCCGUGUCACAUACCUGAUGGAGAAAUGUUCAGGCCUCGAAAGCAGGAAGUAGAUCAAUUAAAGUCCCUGAACUUCCUAGGAAAACCAAAGGUAAUCACAUCUGUGGUUCCCAAUGAUGAUUACAGUGGAUUUGAGCCUCUUCGGCCACAGAAACCAGGAUUUUACGAGCCUUGUCCUGAAGCAGUGCUCGGUCGAGACGCAGGAUAUCAUCGGGUUUUGGCCCAUUAUUAUCCGGAAAAUUCAAAUGAAGUGGCGGUAAAGGCAAACAGUCUUCUGUUUGUCUUAAACAAAAAUGGUGACUGGGCAACCGCUAUUCAUGAUGGCAAAAAAUUACUCAUUCCAACAAACUUCCUAGAGCCAGCCAACCCUCCUAAAGCAGACAUGAAGAAACUGAAUAAUGGGCUUCCCCUGCCACCUAUGAAGGUGCCACCAGCCAGGCCGAACGCAAGGACAGCAGAAGAAGCGCUUGAUCCGCUACAGCAGGAAAUCCCGACACCAGGACAUAAAGAAUUGCUGCCACAUCCUACAGGAGAUUCACCAUUGCCAAUUAAGGUGAAACCCUUUACUUCCAGAGCAGAAGUCAUUGUGGAUAUCAGUGUCCCUCUGCAGAGCUCCUCAGCUGACCAGCAGGAGAGAAAAAAUGAACCCACAGAAGCAGAACCACUUGUUGAAGUGGGUGCGUCAACUGGAAAAGAAGAAGGAUCAGCAGAGCAAGUCAAGAGGAACCCUGCACUAAGUGAUGUAUCUCCAGCUUCUGAGAGCGAUGACAUAGUGUUACAAGUGCACACUGAGUUUACUGUAGCAAUGACUGUAAGGAAGAAUAUCACAUACCCAGAACUGCAGAACCUUCUGAGAACAAAACUAAAGCAGCAGGGCGAUCAGAUGGACAUCAAGCUAAGCUAUAAGAAUAUGGAUGGCAAAGGACUGAUUCCAGUGCAAGAUGACGUAGGAUUACAAGGGAUGUGGCAGCAAGCAAAGGAAAACCAUCUGAUGCUGUGCUGCAAGGGUGCCGAGCGCUGUAUUGGGAGACCCAUUCUAUAUCGUGUGGAGGCUGUCUAUGAUUAUUCUGCAGAAGGACGGGAAGACCUGACGUUUGUUCAGGGGAACACCAUUGAUAUAUUGUCAGAAGUGAACGACGAGUGGUUAGAGGGUCACUGCAACGGUAGCAUUGGAAUUUUCCCCAAGUGUUUUGUAUCUAAACUUACUGAUAACCAGAAAGAAGAAAGAACCUAGAGAUUGUCUGGACCUUCCAAAUGAUCCUGCAGGAUUCUUUAGCACCUUAUGAAAAUCAUUACUAUGCAGAAGUAUUGGCAGCAUAUGAAGUCCAUUCACACCACGCUUCCAAAUAGACAGUUCCAGCAGUGAGAUAUAUUGUUUUCUGGGACAUUUACUAAAUAAAGCUGAAUUAAAUGUAUCAAUUAAUUUAAUUGCUUACUUAAUUAGGGUUAGAUGACAAGUGGAGCGCUAUUGUUUGCGCACAACUGAUGUUUGCGCGCAAGAUACAUUCCGCCCAUACUACAUGUUGAAAGUAAAUGCAAACAAAAUUUACGCUAGUAUGAUUACUGAGACUUCAGAGCUCUGGUUAACUGUUACACGAGUCAAAAAGUGUCAAAAAACACAUCAAAAAUACAUUUAAAAGUACAGUUACACUCAUAAUAACACCAUCUGAUAAAAUGUAUUAGAAAAAAAUUGCAAUAAAAAGUUAUAAGGGCUUUUACAUAGAGAUACAUACAUACGCAUGUCUAAAUAUUUAUGUGUAUGUGUGUGUAUAUAUAUAUAUAUAUAUAUAUAUAUUAUAUAUGUGUGUGUGUGUGUGGUGUGUACAUAUGUAUUUAUGUAUUUACGUGUAUAUAUGUAUUUACAGACAUAUAUAAACACAUAAAUACAUAUGUACACACAUGUAUACAUACCUGUAUAUACAACUGCUUGUGCAAUGCCGCCCCCUGCAGAUUUGCGGCCAAUUGGCCGCUAGCAGGGGGUGUCAAUCAGCCCUAUUGUUUAGGAUCUGGCGGAUUGAUGUCCGCAUCCUCAGCAGGCAGACCAGUUAUGGAGCAGCGGUUUUAAGAAGGUUUGCACGGAAACAGGGGCAUCAAGCUCCAUUCGGAGCUUGAUAAUUCGGCCCCAUAGUAUGCAUUUCCAGUUCUGGGAAUUAGAAAAUCCACAAUUUUUUUCUCUAAAGUACAUGAAAAGAGGAGAAAAUAAAUAAUUUAAGUAUAUUGCAAAGAUGUUUUAUUAUGCAUAACUAAAUAUUAUGGGGCCGAUUUAUCAUCGGUCUGACGACAUGAUCCACUCAGCAGAUCAUGUCCGACAGACAUCGAUGAAUGCCAACAGCAUACGUUGAUAUAUUUAUCUUUGCACAAGCAAUAACGUUGAUGCAAUCACGUAAUUUCAAGGCCUGGAUUGGGUUAUGGGGGAAUGCCUACGUUGCUAGGCGUGCCCCUAGUACCAUAUAAGGUAGGACGUUCCAUGCUGUCCUAAUGGCGUUAAGGCCCAGCGCUGUUAGGACGGUAUGGAACAUCCUAACGGCGUUUAGAGGUUAAGAGAAGCACAUUUUGUUCCGCAUGUCUUAAUUAUAUACAUAAAUGUUAUAAUUGUAUAACUAGGAAAUUACUGUUUCAUUGUUUUCAACAAAAAUCCAUCAACAAAAGUAUUUAUGUUACUGAAUAAUUUAUGAGCCUACGGUUUGAUUUACUACAUUUUUAUACAAAAUAUCAUUCUAAAAGGAACACUGGCAAUAUUAUUUUCAGUCUCCUUAGCUUCACUAGUUCCUCCUAUGUUCCUUUGUGUACCUCAUUCACUAAAAAUAGAGGGAUUGCUAUGUUUGAAGAACAAAGUGGUGGUUAUGUUAUUUAAAGAAACAUGAAAGUUGGUAGCAUGGCACUAUGAUACAGUACAGUGCCAGCAUAUCAUUGUGAGACACUCUGGAUUUGUGUUUAAAAAAUAAUAAUAAUAAAAAAUUAUGCUUAAUUGC